AUGCGAAGCCCGGCUAGGUUGCGGCAGAGGAGCGGCGAGACCAGGAGCGCAGGACCGGGUUGCUCGGCGGCGGCGAAGCGGCAGGAGCAGCGGGCGGGAGCGGGGCCGCGCGGCGGGGCGCGGGGAGCGGCGGCGGCCGAGCCGGAGCAACAUGGCGCCGGUGGGCGGGGCGGGCGCCGGGGCGGCGGGCCGGCCCGAGGGCGCCUCCUCCUGGCGACGCUGCUGCUGCUGGUGCUGCUGUGGCGCGGGGGGCCCUUGGUCAGAGCUGACCCCCAUCGGGGCGCGAUCCUGGGCAUGAGGCUGGCGAGCUGUAACAAAUCGUGUGGGAUGAAUCCGGAUGGCAUCAUCUUCGUGUCCGAGGGCAGUACGGUGAACCUGAGGCUGUACGGCCAGAGGCUGGGCUCCAUCUCCAGCAACCUGAUUUCCUUCACCGAGGUGGACAACUCCGAGGCCACCCACAACUCCACCAACUGCCCCCGAGCUCACCAAGGACCUGUGUCGUCCAGCAGCUGGUCAACGUGAGUCGAGGGGAAACACGUCCGGGAUGCUGGUGGUGCUCACUAAGUUCCUCCGGAGGAGCGAGAACAUGAACUGUAUGCACUGUGCACCCGGGCUGGGGUGGACGGGCCCUGGCAGAGGUGGACCGAUAAGGACUCGCUGCUCUUC
Messenger RNA from Lynx canadensis (Canada lynx), 666 nucleotides. RefSeq names its product metal transporter CNNM4-like. Lineage: Eukaryota; Metazoa; Chordata; Mammalia; Carnivora; Felidae. The coding region runs from base 1 to 522 and encodes 173 amino acids. The record is from RefSeq and is a predicted model, not a curated record. The transcript is spliced from 2 exons.